This is a messenger RNA of Venustampulla echinocandica, 1488 nucleotides long. Its product is annotated as Fluconazole resistance protein 1. The record is from RefSeq and is a predicted model, not a curated record. NCBI's taxonomy places the organism in Eukaryota, Fungi, Ascomycota, Leotiomycetes, Helotiales, Pleuroascaceae. Bases 1 to 1488 code for a protein of 495 amino acids. Gene Ontology annotation, molecular function: transmembrane transporter activity. Gene Ontology annotation, biological process: transmembrane transport. The transcript has 4 exons.
AUGUCGAAAGAAAACACCUCCUCAGAGGUUGUGGAUAACAACGUCGCGCUCGAAUCUGGCCUGCCUAAUGACAGCAAACUUACGGACCCCAACGUCGUUGACUGGGACGGGCCGAACAAUCCCAUCAAUCCGCUCAACUGGUCGAGCCACAAGAGGUGGGCGCAUGUACUCAUGGUUGCGUUGCUUGCCCUGGUAACAAAUAUGGGCCCAACCAUGUGCGCACCUAGCAUCAAGGGUCUCGUCGCCGACUUUAAUAUCAGCUCCCAAACAGUCAGCACCCUCGCGAUAACCCUCUAUCUCCUUGGCUUAGCGACUGGGCCUAUGUUCCUGUACCCGCUCAGCGAAAUGUACGGCCGCGUGCCAUUAUAUCACGGUGCCAGCCUGGCUUUCGUAGCCUUUGUGAUCGGCAAUGCGCUGAGCAAGAACAUCGGCCAGUUCAUUGUCUUCCGGUUUCUCUCGGGCUGUGCGGGCGGCACGCCUAUGGCUCUGGGCGGCGGGACUACUGCGGAUGUCGCUCGCUUAGAAAAUAGGGGGUUUGCAAUGGCAUUGUUUAGUUUGGGCCCGCUGACGGGACCGGUUCUCGGCCCCGUUAUCGGGGGUUUUAUCGCAGCUGACAAGGGCUGGCGUUGGACCUUCUGGAUGCUCGCGAUCCUAGGAGGCGCUGUUGGAACUGCUGCCCUAGUUAUAAUGCGUGAAACACAUCCUAAAGUUCUCCUUGAACGCAAAGCGGCCCGUCUCCGCGUCUCCACCGGAAAUCCGCAGUUACAAUCAAGGCUCGCUCGUUACCUCACGCCCCGCCAGGUCGUCGUCCAGGCGCUCAUCCGCCCUGCUAUGCUCCUUCUCCGCUCGGCCGUCUUAUUAGUUAUGUCUCUUUACGUGGCCCUAGUCUUUGGGCUUAUGUACCUCUUGUUUGCCACGUUUACUGACGUAUUUGAGGGUCAGUACGGUUUUGGCACGUCUAUAUCUGGGCUUGUGCACCUAGGACUAGGUGUAGCUCUAAUCGUGGCCAUGCUUCUUUUUGGCGCCCUUGGUGAUCGUGUCCAGCGGGCGGCUAUGAAAGCAGAUGGCGUGCAACUGCCUCGGCCCGAGUAUCGUUUGGUGCUAAUGAUUUGGUUUAGCCCCUGUGUGGGUGUGGGAUUGUUUAUAUAUGGCUGGACGGCGUACUACAAAGUGCAUUGGACUUUGCCUAUCAUUGGCACUGCUAUUAUUGGCCUGGGUGCCUUUUUCGUCCUUAUGCCUACACAACUCUACCUCGUCGACCUGUUUGGCUCCGACGCUGCUGCUUCUGCCCUGGGUGCCAACAACCUCCUGCGGUACCUGUCAAGCACUUUUCUGCCACUAGCUGGGCCGAGCAUGUACAGGGCGCUGAAUUACGGCUGGGGCAACACAUUGCUAGGCUUCCUCGCGCUGGGUUUUGUCCCGGCUCCUAUUCUGUUUUACAAGUACGGAGAACGGCUUCGUGCUAGGGAUUCUCUCAAAUCUGUGUAA